This is a messenger RNA of Rubroshorea leprosula, 2538 nucleotides long. The record is from the annotation of a GenBank genome assembly. Lineage: Eukaryota; Viridiplantae; Streptophyta; Magnoliopsida; Malvales; Dipterocarpaceae.
CCUAUCUAUUUUUAGAAAAAACACUACAAACUCCCUGGGAGCCGAGAUCUAAAAUCUUUCGUUUUCAUCUUUGACGCUGGAGAGGAAAUGGGGUGUUCCUAUUAGAUCUGUCUUUACGCAUCCCCGUUCGUUAUUCCAUGUGGAAACCUUGUCAGUCUUGCAGUCUAUUGUGUUCUUAUCUGAAAACCUUAGAAAGAAAUUUGUAUGCUCAUUCUCUUGAUUAGAGCUUGAUGGUGGCAUUAUAGCAGAUUCAUAUCAAUCACAAUUUUGUAUGAGAUAGCUUUAGGAUAAGGAGUUCUGUUUUUGGACUGUUCAGUGCUGAAGUGAUAGUGAGAAGUCAACAAGGUGAAGGAUCUCAUAACUAAAGAACAAUGAGGAACAGAUCUGAUGGAGGCCAAAAGAAGCGCUUAAUCACUUCUUUGUGUGUUGUGGCAAUCUUUCUUGGGUUUCUAUACGUCUACCAUGGAUCCAUUUUUGGGUCUUCAAACCGUGGUGCAGCAGCUCUAGAAUAUGGUAGCAGAUCUUUGAGAAAACUUGGAUCAUCUUAUUUGGGUGGAGAUGAUGAUGCUGAUGGCAAGCAAGAUGAUUCUUCUAUAAAAUUUGGGCAGCAGGAUGGAGAGGAUGAUAUUACACCCAAAACUUUCCCUGUAUGUGAUGAUAGGCAUUCAGAACUAAUUCCAUGCUUAGACAGAAAUCUCAUAUACCAAAUGAGAUUGAAGCUGGACUUAACAUUGAUGGAACACUAUGAGCGUCAUUGCCCCCCUCCUGAGAGGAGGUACAACUGUUUGAUUCCUCCUCCACCAGGAUACAAGGUCCCAAUUAAGUGGCCCAGAAGCAGAGACGAAGUAUGGAAAGUAAACAUUCCUCAUACACACCUUGCGCAUGAAAAAUCUGAUCAGAACUGGAUGGUUGUUAAAGGAGAAAAGAUAGCAUUCCCUGGGGGAGGCACUCAUUUCCACUAUGGAGCUGACAAGUAUAUUGCUUCAAUUGCUAAUAUGCUCAACUUUUCAAACAAUAAUUUAAACAACGAAGGAAGAUUGCGUACAGUUCUUGAUGUUGGCUGUGGUGUUGCAAGUUUUGGAGCUUAUCUUCUUUCAUCCAAUAUAAUAGCAAUGUCUUUGGCACCUAAUGAUGUGCAUCAAAACCAAAUUCAGUUUGCCCUGGAAAGAGGAAUUCCUGCAUAUCUCGGUGUUUUAGGAACCAAGAGGCUCCCCUACCCAAGCAGAUCAUUUGAGCUUGCUCACUGUUCUCGUUGUAGGAUUGACUGGCUGCAAAGGGAUGGAAUUCUUCUUCUUGAACUUGAUAGGCUACUUAGACCAGGAGGCUACUUUGCAUACUCAUCUCCAGAAGCUUAUGCUCAGGAUGAGGAGGAUCUUAGAAUAUGGAGGGAAAUGAGUGCCCUUGUGGGACGUAUGUGUUGGAGAAUAGCUGCAAAGAGGAACCAAACUGUCAUUUGGCAAAAACCUCUAACAAAUGACUGUUAUUUGCAAAGAGAACCGGGAACUCAACCUCCCCUUUGCCACUCUGAUGACGAUCCAGAUGCUGUUUGGGGUGUACCAAUGGAAGCUUGUAUCACGCCAUAUACUGACUAUGACCAUAAAGCCAGGGGGAGUGGAUUAUCUCCUUGGCCAGCUAGAUUGACCUCUCCUCCUCCUAGACUUGCUGAUUUUGGCUAUUCAAGUGAAAUGUUUGAAAAGGAUACGGAAAUGUGGCACCGAAGAGUUGACCAAUAUUGGAGUCUUUUGGCUCCAAAGAUUGAGUUGGAUACUUUUAGAAAUUUGAUGGACAUGAAAGCAAACAUGGGGUCACUUGCAGCUGCUCUAAAGGGCAAGGAUGUUUGGGUGAUGAAUGUUGUCCCAGCAGAUGGACCAAACACACUUAAGCUGAUAUAUGACCGAGGCCUGAUUGGCUCUGUCCAUGACUGGUGUGAAGCCUACUCGACAUAUCCACGAACUUAUGACUUGCUUCAUGCUUGGACUAUCCUUUCUGACGUUGUGAAGAAAGGCUGUAGUGCUGAAGACUUGUUACUUGAGAUGGAUCGCAUGCUCAGGCCUACUGGUUUCAUUAUCAUCCGUGACAAACAACCAGUUAUAGAUUUCAUAAAGAAGUAUUUACCAGCAUUGCACUGGGAAGCAGUAGCAACAGCCGAUUCUAGUUCAGAUUCAGAUCAAGAUGGCGAUGAAAUUGUGUUCAUUGUCCAAAAGAAGAUAUUGCUGACAAGUCAAAGCCUCAGGAAUUCUGAAUAGAAUCAUGAACCCAAGGAUCCUCAUUUCUCCUUAUAUUUGCUGCAGCUCGGAGGGAGAUUCAAAAAUGCAUAUCCCCCAGGGAGUGUGGCACCAAACAGUUUAUUUUGUAGUGUUAAGCAAUGUUUACAUUAAUUUUGUUUCCCCUUUUUCCUUUGUAAUGAUUUAGUUGGCAAGCCAUAAACUGAUCAGUGAUCAUCAUCUCUAAUCUAUUCUUUAAUUCCCCCUACUCUCUAUUUUAGUUAUUCCAUUUCCAGCUACUUCUGCUGCUGACUAAUAAUCUUUUGUUCAGCCA